This is a messenger RNA of Populus euphratica (Euphrates poplar), 2084 nucleotides long. RefSeq lists its product as uncharacterized. The coding region runs from base 378 to 1745 and encodes 455 amino acids. The transcript is spliced from 4 exons. NCBI's taxonomy places the organism in Eukaryota, Viridiplantae, Streptophyta, Magnoliopsida, Malpighiales, Salicaceae. The record is from RefSeq and is a predicted model, not a curated record. Gene Ontology annotation, biological process: pollen-pistil interaction.
UUUUCUUUUAUUAAAUUCCUUUUUUAGGGUGAUAUCGUGUUCUUGGUUGUGAUGAUGUUGAUGGGUUGUCUAGCUUCGGGUUCAAGGGAAUUCAGGCCUUUUCAUAUUCCUGUUCAUGCAUGACCACCAUCUUUUUUUAUCUUCUUCUUGUUGGCUCUCUUUUGGGUUCUGGGGCUUCGAAGAAAAUCCUGAAUCUUUUUGUUCCUUCACGCCAAUUUGGAUUGAAAAGAUUGUUGUACCUUUCUUGGAAGCACUUUGUUAUCUCGGUACCAGAGAUUCAGAUUUCAAAGGAUUUUAUGUUUAGUUGGAAGCUUCUGAUUAAAUGAUUUCCAGAGAUGGGAUUAGAAAGCUGUGAUUAUUCAAGUUUAGAGUGAUUAAUGCUUUGGGGUGAGGUGAAUCUUAAAAUGGACUUGGCCUGUAAUUGCAAGUAUCAAAUGUUCUUUGGGAGAAACUUGAAUUCUAUAACAUGUAAAGGUCUUGCUUUGAUUGUUAUUGCUCUGUUUCUUAGAGUUGUGCUGCUUCCUUCAUUCUCUGGUUAUGGUGGGAUAGAUAAAAAAAAUCUUGAUUUGGUUCAUAGCCGGUCGUUGUCCUUGGAUUCUGAUAAUGGAAUUCGCAAAGAUAAAUUCUUGGAAGUUCCUCAGAUAGUAUGGGGACUAAACAAUCAAAAGAUAGCAUUUGCAAGAGCUUGUCUAACUGCUAGAAUGCUGAACCGAACUCUGCUAAUGCCUAGUUUAAGAGCCUCCCUGUUCUAUAAGGAAAUAGAUCGCCUCCAGCCUAUUUCCUUUGAUAAGGUGUUCCAAUUUGAGAGGUUUAACUCCUUCUGUAAUGGGUUUGUGCAGUUGGGCAGUUAUUCAGACCUUAGGAAUCAAACUGGAGUGUAUGAGCUGCAGAAGGGAAGUGGGAGGAAGUGGACUGUUGAGAGGGAUUUGGAUCAACUGAAACAGCUUAGCAAGGAUCCAUUUGAUGGAUAUGAGGUAAUUAGAAUAGUUGGGAAGAAUCCGUUUUUGUGGCAUGAUCAUUGGCCUGUUAAGGACUAUGCCAGGGUCUUUGAAUGCUUAGUUUUGGUUGAUGAGAUAGCUAGAGAGGCAGAUAGAGUUGUUUCAAAGAUUAGAGAAGUAGGAAAGGAAAUGAGCAGCAGAAUUGGCUCCGCUCAAAGCGAUUUUAGUCCUGAUAGCUCUCUGUUGGAGCCAGUGCCUUACGUGGCAGUUCACAUGAGGAUAGAGAUUGAUUGGAUGGUUCACUGCAAGAAGUUAGAGCGGAAAUUAAAUGUUAGUGAAAUCUGUAGCAGCAAGCGGGAGAUUAUGGAGAGAGUGGGGAACAUUGUAGGCCUAAAAGGUCCUACUGUUAUUUAUCUCGCUGUAGCCGAUAGUCUUCUUGAGGAUUCUUCUGUACUCACAGGGUGGAAGGAAGGUUUGCUUCCUGUUGAGAAGAAUAAACUCGGUGUCGAUGGAAUUUAUAAGAAAUACCCCUAUCUCAUUCAGUCCGCAAUAGAUUAUGAAGUUUGCUCAAAGGCUGAUGUUUUUGUUGGGAACAGUUUCUCAACGUUUUCAAGCCUCGUAGCUCUCGAGAGAACACAGAAGAUGAUUAGAAUGGGCGUUACAAGCUCGUGUGGCGCAGAUGUAAGAUGGCCUUCAUAUGCAUACAAUAUAUUGGGGGAAUCCAAUGGUCCUCAUAAAUGGAUGACAAAUAUGUCUGACUCAAGCCUCAAAGCAAUCAGCUAUGGUUCUAAUAUCAUCACCUGUUGAAGAUUAUUGCACGAAAUCACCGAUACAACCACUUGGUUCUGAAACCUCGAAUGAGAUCUUGUGGAAAUUGGUUGGUGUAGUUUCGGCAGCUUUUUCUCUAAUGAAAGUCAAGGAUAUAGAAUUUCAAGAUAGCAGUAUAAACCAAAUACACUUUACUUUUCUGUAGUUACUUAUGUUUAAAUUUUUUCAAUUAGUUUAUUUAUAGAAUUUCAUAGAGAUUGAUAUUUUAGUUCCUUAGGGCCUUAGACACAAACUUUCUCCACAUGUUUUACCUAUGGUACUAAAUCACCAUUGGAAGAGUGUCCAUGAAUGGCUGCAUUUCUUUGAAAGAUUUACUCA